ACUGAUUGAGGAGGCUCGGUGCCUGUGGUUGUCCCGAUAGCUCGGCGUUCCUGUACUCCUCCUAGUUUCCAGGAAGAGCUAAAGAUGGCUGAAUUUCUAGAUGACCAGGAUACUCGACUGUGUGACAACUGCAAAAAAGAAAUUCCUGUGUUUAACUUUACCAUCCAUGAGAUCCAUUGUCAAAGGAACAUUGGUAUGUGUCCUAUCUGCAAGGAACCAUUUCCCAAAUCUGACAUGGAGAUUCACAUGGCUACAGAACACUGUCAGGUGACCUGCAAAUGUCAUAAGAAGUUGGAGAAGAGGCAAUUAAAGAAGCAUGAGGAGACUGAGUGCCCUCUGCGGCUUGCUGUCUGCCAGCUUGAUUUGGAACUUUCUGUUCUCACACUGAAGGAACGUGAAGACUACUGUGGUGCCCGGACAGAGUUAUGUGGCAACUGUGGACGCAAUGUCCUUGUGAAAGACCUGAAGUCUCACCCUGAAGUUUGUGGGAGAGGGGAGGAGGAAAGGAGAAAUGAGGUUGCUGUAUCUCCUAAUAUAUACAAUGAGUCUUGGGGUCAAGACGGAAUCUGGAUUGCAUCCCAGCUCCUGAGACAAAUUGAAGCUCUGGACCCUCCCAUGAGGCUACCCCAAAGGCCUCUGAGAGCCUUUGAAUCAGACCUUUUCUGCAAUAGGACUACCAACCAAAGGAAUAUGACAGCCCCCUUUCCAAUUCAGAAUAAUCUAUUUGAAGAACAAGAAAGGCAGGAAAGGAAUAGAAGCCGACAGCCUCCCAAAGAGGGUGGUGAAGAUAGUGCAAACUUGGACUUGUUGGCCCUGAGUCUGCAAAAUGAGGUCCAGGCCUCCACUGUGGCAGAACAGGACUUCUGGAGGGCUGUUUGUGAGGCAGACCAGUCUCAUGGUGGGCCCACUUCCCUGAGUGACAUGAAGGGUGCAGCUGAUGAGACCAUGUUGCCUUGUGAAUUUUGUGAGGAGCUGUACCCAGAGGAACUGCUGAUUGAGCAUCAGACAAGCUGUAACCCUUCACGUGCCUUACCUUCGCUCAAUACCAGCAGCUCUUCUUCCAGUGGGGUGGAGGAUCCUGAUGUCAUCUUCCAGAACUUUCUGCAACAGGCUACAAAUAACCAGUUAGACUCUUUGAUGGAGCUGAGCAAUUCGCCCCCUGUGGAAGAUAGUGUUAUCAUCCCAUGUGAAUUCUGUGGGGUACAGUUGGAAGAAGAGGUGCUAUUCUAUCACCAGGACCAGUGUGACCAACGCCCAGCCAUGGCAAACAACCAUGUGAUCGAGGAGAUUCCUAGACAGCAUUCCCAGCUUCAAGAGACCUCACCAGAGCUGCCCAGGAGGCGUGUCAGACACCAGGGAGAACUGUCUUCUGGCUACAUGGAUGAUAUCAAGCAGGAAGUAGCUAAAGGACCCAUCUACCCUCUGCCCCCCAGCAGACCCAUUAAUAAUAUUACAACUACCUGUAACCGACUAUCAAAAUCAACAUCAGACCCUACAGCGGGGAGCCAGCCCAACCCUCUGAAACUCAGCAACUCAGAGAGCCAGGACAUACGGGGGCGAAAUAGAAGCAGCCAGAAUGGGGCCAUGGACACUGGCACAUGCCCAGUUUGAAAUCUCUGCCCAGAAUACCUUGUGUCCUCUUUCCCCCUUGGGCCUGCUGGGAGAUAUGGAGCAAGUGGUAGGAGUGAAGGUGGCAGAAGCUCACGGAUCACCCCUGUAGCCACCAACUACCGCAACAGAACUGCAAAGGCAAAGCCCCCGAAGCAGCAGGGAGCUGGGGAUGCAGAGGAGGAAGAAGAGGAGGAGUAGUGGUGUCUGCAGAGACCCUCGCCUUGGUUCCUACCUAUGCAUAGCAGCCCUUGCCUUGGUGCAGGCCCCACCUCUCUGGCUCUUUAGGCAGGGGAGAUUUUCCGGAUUAUUCUUUUUCUAGGUUACGGCCGCCAUUUUGUGUCUUUUGAAAUUGUGCUGUGGGAGUUUGGGGGUUUGAGGGAGGGUUAGCAGGGAGGCUAUUGGGAAUUGUUUCAGCCUUAGCUGCCACUUUUUGGUACAGAUAAUGGCCUCUUGGCCCACCAGAACUCCACCUUUUGAAAUACCAUCACCACUGCUUCUUGGUGCUUUGUGGUCCUGGUGGAAGGAGUAGAGGGUUCUGGAAAUCUGGUUCCCAACAUGAAGUGAUUUUCUUAACUGUGGGGUCCUAAGUUGGGGGCUUUUGGGCAACUUCUCCCCUGUACUGUCCCUGCUCACUCCAGAUUCUGGGCCUGUGGUGUGUGUAUAGAGCAGCUCUGGGAAAGUGCUCAGGCCAGUUUCAUUGUUAGGUUCAAGGCCUUUGGAAGAGUUGGCUGGAGGUAUGUGGACUAGGGUCUGUGUUUCAAGCUGCUUCCUUGUCAUUUGGCAUCACUGCCUUCUGCUCUUCAUGGGUAUGGUGACUCCUUUGUCCUCACUGCCCUCUAAUGGGGAGGUCUGAGGGUUUCCUGUUCCCACUAGGGCCACACUGGGCUCUGCCCUGAUCAGGAUUAAGGCCCCAGUCUUACACUUGAUCUGAAAACCAAGUGUCAGAGCCCCCUUCCCUUCUUAUUUUACUGUUAUAAUUAUCAGCUUCCUUGUAAUAGAAAUAAAGUUUGUACUUGGAGCU
Molecule: messenger RNA, 2632 nt
Organism: Sciurus carolinensis (gray squirrel)
Lineage: Eukaryota; Metazoa; Chordata; Mammalia; Rodentia; Sciuridae
Product: TRAF-type zinc finger domain-containing protein 1-like
Source: RefSeq, a predicted model, not a curated record